Pygocentrus nattereri (red-bellied piranha) is the source of this 3229-nucleotide messenger RNA. It is a transcript of the gene hnrnpk, whose product is annotated as heterogeneous nuclear ribonucleoprotein K. Bases 894 to 2201 code for a protein of 435 amino acids. Gene Ontology annotation, cellular component: nucleus; cytoplasm. Gene Ontology annotation, molecular function: mRNA binding. Gene Ontology annotation, biological process: regulation of transcription by RNA polymerase II; regulation of mRNA splicing, via spliceosome. NCBI's taxonomy places the organism in Eukaryota, Metazoa, Chordata, Actinopteri, Characiformes, Serrasalmidae. The transcript is spliced from 17 exons. The record is from RefSeq and is a predicted model, not a curated record.
UCGUCGCCAGUGUAUUAAAAAGCUAGAUUCACCAGUAUUGCGAGGUAAUAGUCGGAUUUAGGCACACAACUGAACAGAAAGUCGUUUAAUUCGUGUACUUUCUAGGCUUUUUAAAUGUAGGUUGGCGUACCCAGUCGCCGAUAACGUUAGUUGCUCUAUCCAGCAAGAGGAAGUUAGCUUAGCACAGCUAGCCUGAGCCAUCUAUUGUUAAUUAGCCAGCCUGGUUUUCUGCUGAGCGCUUAACUGUUGCAUUAUCAGGUACACGGAUGAUGCGUUUUACGUGGAAAAUGUGCCAUUUACAUAUUCUAGACGAGUUCUGUUCGACAACCGAGGGAAAGUAAUGAGCGAGUGAGGUCUCUUGGCGUCUCUUGUUUGCAUUUUUUCUCUUUGAAUGUUAGCAUAGCAACUGAACAGCGUAGCUACCCUCCCCGCCACUUCCAUUUGUUUUCCACUUGGCUAAUAAAGCGGUUUGUCCAGAGUCGUGGAGCAGUUAUCAGUUAAACCCCCCGUACCCUGGGCUGAUAGGAUGAAAUAUUGAUCGUUGCGCGCUGUUAUUUUCCAUUACACUUAACGUGAGAGCGUCAUCUCGACGCGCUACUUCCUCGUUCAGUGGUUUGCUUCUUGCUGUGUGAUAAUUUGGCAGUGAAUGUUUUUCAUGCUUCUCAUAUCGCUCAUAUUUCACCUCUGCGCGUCGGCUGUGCUUUUAGCUCGUUCUGACAUCUCUGCCGUGACGCAGGGCAAGCCGAGCCGUUGAAGUAUUGUAACAGCUAAUUGAUUAAACAAAGCUGCUGUGCUUGUGGGUGUAAUCCCUGUUGGACAUCAGCAACCGAGCUUGGCCCUGAAAUUUGUGAUUUGCAUUGAGAGCAGUUCAUUGCAGGCAGUGUAGGUAGAUAAUGGAUACAGAUAACGAGCAGCAGGAAGAAGAGACCACUUUCAGCCCUGAGAGCAAUGGCAAGCGUCCUGCACAGGAUGGUGACGACGAGCCAACCUAUAAACGCUCUCGAAAGUCUGAUGAUAUGGUGGAGCUGCGUGUGUUGCUACAGAGCAAAAAUGCAGGAGCUGUGAUUGGAAAGGGAGGCAAGAACAUCAAAGCUCUGCGCACUGAUUACAAUGCCACUGUGUCAGUCCCAGACAGCAGUGGGCCCGAGCGGAUCCUAAGUAUCAGUGCAGACAUCCCAACUGUAGCUGACAUUCUGCUGAAAAUCAUCCCUACGUUAGAGGAGUACCAGCAUCACAAAGGUUUGGACUUUGACUGCGAGUUGAGGCUGCUGAUUCAUCAGAGUUUGGCAGGCAGCAUCAUUGGUGUAAAGGGAGCCAAAAUCAAAGAGCUGCGUGACAGCACCCAGACAACCAUCAAGCUGUUCCAGGAGUGCUGCCCUCAGUCAACUGACCGUGUAGUGCUAAUCGGUGGCAAAGCAGAAAGGGUUGUCGAGUGUAUUAAGACCAUGCUGGAGCUCAUUGUAGAGGCACCAAUUAAAGGUCGUGCGCAGCAGUAUGACCCCAACUUUUAUGAUGAAACUUAUGAUUAUGGUGGGUACACCACGAUGUAUGAGGAGCGUGGCCGUCGUCCAAUGGGAGGCUUCCCCUCGCGGGAUCGUGGUGGUGGAGGCGGAUUCGACCGCAUGCCGCCCCGCGGUGCGCGUGGGGGUCACCACAUGCCACCCAGCAGGAGAGAUUAUGAUGACAUGAGCCCACGCAGGGGCCCCCCUCCACCUCGAGGAGGAGGCCGUGGAGGGGGCAGACCCCCACGGAAUAUGCCCAUGGGACCACCCCACCACCGCAGAGGCGAGGACCAGUACUACAGCUCCCACCGCAGCCACUCAGACGACAGACAUGGGGACAGGAGAGGGAGACCCCGGGACCGUUAUAGUGGCAGCAUGAAUGAUGGCGGAUAUGACAACCACUCCUCUUGGGACAACUAUCAGUCUGGUGGAAGGGGUAGCUAUGGUGAUAUGGGAGGCCCUGUCGUCACAACACAAGUGACAAUUCCCAAAGAUUUGGCAGGGUCAAUCAUUGGAAAGGGAGGCCAGAGGAUCAAGCAGAUCCGCCAUGAAUCUGGAGCAUCUAUCAAAAUUGAUGAGCCGCUCCAGGGCUCUGAAGAUCGCAUCAUCACUAUCACUGGGACCCAGGACCAGAUUCAGAAUGCACAGUACCUGUUACAGAACAGUGCUCUCCACCUCCUGAGACACCACCACGACUAACCCGGCUCAUCCCCACUUCUCUCAUGACCUUCAGCCCACUGUAGCUCUGCUCCACUCCAGCUCCUCGCUCAGAGCAGUGCUGUUUGACUCCUAGCACAUGAGACCUGUUUGAAAACUCUUCUCCAUCUCCUUAUAUGCCACAGAAGUUUCUAUUUUUUGGUUGAAUAUUUCCAACCCUGGGUGGAGGAUGUAUUCAGAUAUCCUCCAGACUUCUUAUCUUUGUUAAUAUUUUGCUUGCCUUUUUUUAUAUAUAUAAAUAUCUCUGAUUUAAGGUCCACACAACCAGUGCUUCAGUCGCCGUAUUGGGUUUUGCUGACAGCAAGUCAGCAUUCACUUUGCAUUCGGAACAGCUGUGAGCAUUUUCUUUCUGUUCUCAGCCAACCAUCCUGAGCGAGUCCAGAAUGUACACAGAUUUUUUUUUUUUUUUUUUUUUUUUUUUUUUUAAAGUAACUGCAUACCUUUUCUCUGUCACUGAGUUGAAGAAAACUUUAUUGGGGCUGUUUGGAGAAAAUUAUAUGUAAAUAUUCAGUGAUUUAUAUGAAAAGAAAAUCAAUAUAUUCACCAGAACUCCUGUACCUGUUCUGUCAGUGUGUUGGUGUUUCCUCUGCCGUAGAAUUCCAGGCUUUAUCGCAGCUUCUCCAUUGGAAGCCGUGAUGCCCGGAGAAAUUAUUUAGGUGUUGGUGAUUUGUGUAUCCUUUUUAUUUCCUCCAAUCUGUUGCUGGGUUUUUAAAACCCAGUAUUUAUUCAAUUUGCUCUACCUCUGGAAUUUUUGUAUGUUUACCACUCUAAAAUUAGGCCCACAGUCAUUUACCCCCUUUUUUGAGGAAAGUGGAUCUGAAGUUAUGCUUUACAUUGUAUUGUCAGGGCAGAGCAGCAAUUGUGAGUUUCCUCCCUCCCUCCUUUUUUUUUCUUUUCAUAUUUUUAUUUUAUUUUUUUACUCAAAUUGUCUUUGAAGCUCCUCUCCCAGACACAUUUGUAGAAUUUUGUCCUUUGUCUGAAAUAAUUAAAGACAUGCCAGUUUUUAUGAA